Molecule: messenger RNA, 1752 nt
Organism: Episyrphus balteatus (marmalade hoverfly)
Lineage: Eukaryota; Metazoa; Arthropoda; Insecta; Diptera; Syrphidae
Gene: Naa60
Product: N-alpha-acetyltransferase 60
Exons: 6
Coding region: 412-1194 (260 amino acids)
Biological process (GO): N-terminal peptidyl-methionine acetylation
Cellular component (GO): Golgi membrane
Molecular function (GO): histone acetyltransferase activity; protein-N-terminal amino-acid acetyltransferase activity
Source: RefSeq, a predicted model, not a curated record
CACUUUGUACUUUUUUUUUUUUGUAUCACCUUCGUUCGUCGUCCACUACUCGAUUCUUUUUGCUACCCCCCAACAAAAUAUAAAUUGCAAUUGCAAAAAACUCAAUUGAAUUCAAUUUAUAUUUCCACACAUCAAAUGUGCACACAAUAAUUCCUUUGAAUUAUUCUAAAUUAAAAGUUCAAUGAGCCGUUAAAAACAAAGAUAUAAGCAAAAAGAACGAAUCAAAAAAUAUUCAAGCAAUGUGAUUCAACUCGAGCCCAAGGAAGAGGAGAGAAAUCAUUAGUUGAUAUAUCACAGACACGAAGAAAUUUUUUCACCAGCCUGCUCACAAUAUUCCAUAAGCAAAAUUGAUUUCAUUAACAAUUUUAUUGGUUAUAGUUAAGUUUGUUUUCAUUUAACAAAAUCCUCUUCAUGGCGCAAUUUACGUGGUAUAACAAACAAAAACACGCAAAAAUGCAAAAUGAAAAUAUUCGUCCAGGCAGUGAACAUAUACCGCUAUGUUCGGUAACUGAUGUUCAACUAAGAUUUCUCUGUCCCGAUGAUCUAGGAGAAGUAAGAACAUUGUGCCAAGAUUGGUUUCCAAUCGAUUAUCCACUAUCAUGGUACAUUGAUAUCACAUCUAGUUCGAGGUUUUUUGCAUUGGCUGCCGUUUAUAAUCUAGCCAUAAUAGGUUUAAUUGUAGCUGAAAUAAAACCUUAUGUUAAGCUAAAUAAGGAAUUAAUUUCGUUUCAGGAUAAAGAUAUCUUACCUGAUUCCAUGGGACGUAACGCUGAAGUUGGGUACAUUUUGUCAUUGGGUGUUCAUAGAAAACAUCGACGCAAUGGCAUUGGUUCUUUACUGUUGGAUUCUUUAUUACAUCAUCUAACAACAGACGAAAGGCAUCAAGUCAAGGCGAUAUUUUUGCAUGUUCUUACAACAAAUCAACCUGCCAUUCUAUUUUAUGAAAAACGAAGAUUUCAUCUGCAUGCCUUUCUUCCAUACUACUACAAUAUUCGUGGCAAAGGAAAAGAUGGAUUCACAUACGUGACUUAUAUCAAUGGAGGCCACCCGCCUUGGUCCUUAUUAGAUCACAUAAAAAAUUUAGGAUCAAAACUGCGUGAAUCCGGAGGUAUUUGCCUUUGGAUGAUGACACGACUGCGUCAGGCCUUCAGAUGGGUUUGCCAUAAAACAAAUCGUUUCAACAUUGCAAAUUAAGAUGAAGAACCUACACAUACCACACACUCAAACCAUAAAUAAAUCAUGAAUUUAUAAUUCAAAGCAUUUCAAUAUAAUGUUUGUUUUGAAUUAGAAAAAAAAAACAUAUGAAACAACGUGAGACUUUAUUUCAAAUUUAAACAAAAAGGCCAAAUUAAAAAAAGAAGAAAAACACAUCAAAAGAAAGUUCGAAACUUCUUCAACCACUCUACCAUCAGAUAAACAAUCAACAUCGAUCCUGGAGAUUUGUUUGUUAUAGUUUUUAUCAUUAUUUUAUUUUAGGUAAAAGUAUUUCCAUUUUAAGUGUCCAAUCAAUGUAAAUACCAAUAGUCCAAUCAUCCAUUUUUAAUUUAAAUUAUAUUUCAUAGGUAAACAAAAAAAUAGUUAAAAUUAUCUUUAAAAGUAAAAAUUAAAAAAAAAAAAAACAAUAAAAAGCGUGAUAAAAUGUGAAUUCUUAAGUAAAAAAUAAAAACCAAUAUAUCUCGUUGUAGGUUCAUAAAAUACAGAUACAAUUAAAAAGAAAACAAAAUGAAAUAAGAAAAAAGAAAAAAAAAACAA